GAAAAGAUUUCCUUCUUGGGAACAGAAUUGCUCCUCGUUUAUCACCAGUGGGCAGCGCCGUGUGACAGUGAAGCAAGACACAAGCUAAGCGGGUAGGUCCUAAAACCCGCAAAAAUCGGAGUCGAUACUACCACGACGAGAAGAAGGAAUAGACACAUAAGGCGGGGACGAAACCGACCGGGGAAGAUCCUUUUUUUGAUGUCUCGCUAGCUCUAGUCGAUGGUAGAUCGAUGCGGGGAAUCAGCAAUCAGCAAUGCAAUUAUUGUAAGGAAGGCCGGAACCGAAGCCGCACUGCUCCGCCGGAAUUGAGUCAGUUCGCCUCUGGUCCAUAAACACGACCUGCCGGCAGGUAUAAGAAAGGACAAAGAGAAGCCAGGACAUACUAGCAGAUUGUCAAAUAUCUGACCUUGAGAAUCGUCUAAGACCUGGAAACAUGAUUGCUGCAUAUUCGACCCAGGACGCCAAUUUGGCUGCCGUGCUCAAGCCAGGUGGCUCCUUUUACUACGAAACCCGCAAGGCACCAGAGAUUCAGUCCGAAAGGGAAGUCAUUGUGAAAAUCGUCGCAACCGGGCUCUGUGGCUCUGAUGUACAUUACUGGCAACACGGACGAAUCGGUCGCUAUGUGGUAGAGAAGCCAAUCAUACUGGGCCAUGAGUCAACAGGAAUCGUGGUCUCUUGCGGUAGCAAAGCUGAAGGGCUCGCCGUGGGAGACCGGGUUGCCCUAGAGCCUGGGGUCGCCUGCAAUACGUGCGAGCCGUGCCGCAGGGGCCGUUAUAACCUCUGCCGCGACAUGCGUUUUGCAGCGACGCCGCCAAUUGACGGGACACUUUGCACAUACUACCGCGUCCCGGUCGAGUGUUGUUUCAAGCUUCCCGCCCAUAUUUCACUGCGUCAGGGCGCAUUAGUUGAACCGUUGAGUGUGGCAGUGCAUGCUUGUCGGCUCGCAGGAGAUAUGCAGACCAAGUCCGUCAUCGUCUUCGGCGCGGGUCCAGUUGGACUCCUCUGCUGUGCUGUUGCCCGGGCCUUUGGUGCAUCUACCGUGGUGGCCGUUGAUAUUGUUUCCAGUCGGCUUACGGCUGCUGGCAAGUACGGAGCCACACAUACAUACCAAAUGAGUGACGCAUCGCCUGAAGUGAAUGCGGCCGACCUUCUCAAAGCGGCGGGACUCGAAGACGGUGCAGAUGUGAUCUUGGACGCAACGGGGGCGGAGCCCUGCCUGGUCUGUGGUCUGCACGCGGUCACGCCAGGAGGCACCUUCAUUCAAGUGGGCUUAGGUCGACCCAGUGUCACCGUUCCUAUUGGUCAAGUCUGCGAUAAAGAGGUUACUCUGAAGGGCAGCUUCCGCUACGGCCCUGGAGACUUCCGAACCGCCAUAGGACUGCUUGACGCCCGACGUGUCAGUGUCGACGGCCUUGUUACUCACGAAUACUCCUUCACGCAGGUCGAGGAAGCAUUCCAAAAUGUGGCGAACAGGAUAGGAAUCAAGAGCGUCAUAUAUGGGCCGGAGGUGGACGCAGAAACAGCCAAUGCUGUCAUAGCGUAGAAGCUGGGUUUCGGUGCGGUAACUUCUUUUCAUGGCGACCAUAAAACUUUGGGAUAUAGAGAUACACCGUAUAACGAGUUUAUGAAAUCCACUUGCAUCACAGUCCAUUCCAUGUGGUAUCCCAGAGCCAGUACAGCCCGUUUUCUACGUUGUUAUAAUGACCGUCUUCCCCAGGAGGUGUGAGACCAUUGGGCUGUUGCCAGUCGCCCGACGCAGGUAGCGCCCAGUCAUUCGUCGGUGGAAUGCUAGGAUGAGC
Aspergillus japonicus CBS 114.51 is the source of this 1799-nucleotide messenger RNA. RefSeq names its product NAD(P)-dependent alcohol dehydrogenase. Lineage: Eukaryota; Fungi; Ascomycota; Eurotiomycetes; Eurotiales; Aspergillaceae. The transcript is spliced from 3 exons. Gene Ontology annotation, biological process: D-sorbitol catabolic process. Gene Ontology annotation, molecular function: zinc ion binding; L-iditol 2-dehydrogenase (NAD+) activity. The record is from RefSeq and is a predicted model, not a curated record. Bases 434 to 1543 code for a protein of 369 amino acids.